AUGGAUGGGGACGAGGAAGAGAGCUCGGAUGGGGAGAUGGAACCGGAGUAUUCUGGUUUGGAGCAGCCUCCUCUCACACGCAUGUUAAAGAACAUCCUGUCUGAGUAUCCUGAUGAUGGUCAGAUAUUUAAGGGUCCAGCUUUAUUCUUCCACAACAAUGCUGUAUUCUCUGAGGAUGACUGGAGGGGGAUAAAGAUGUUGUACAGCAGUGUGAAGGAGUUAGAUCCGUUAAAGGUCGGACGAUUCGGACUCGGCUUCAAAUCUGUUUUCCAUAUAACAGAUUACCCAAUGAUCGUGUCUGGUAAGAAGCUUCUUGUUAUAAAUCCUUACACGACCUACUCAGACAAGGUUUGCACGAGCUUCCACUUAGACAGGUUGGCUAAAUACAAAGGAAUGGACAUAAAAGCCUUCAAAGAUGCGUUCGAUGAUGUUUUGGGGUUUGGAGAGGAGACUUUGGCAAGUGGAGAGUACAAGGGUACUCUGUUUAGGUUUCCUCUGCGUCAAAUUGGCACAGAAUUGUCUGGAAAUUUAUAUAACGAGGAGAAAAUUGAGAAUCUGUUUGAUUCCUUUACAACAGAAGCACAUAUUAUUCUCCUGUUCCUGAAAAACCUGGAGGAAAUGACUUUAUACAGACGAAAGAAUGGUGUGGAGCCAAGAUACAGGGUAAUGAUCCAAGAUCUAGGAUCAGAAACUUCGCUAGAGAAGCGACGGGAAUUCUGCAAGGCAUUGCAAAAGUAUACAACAAGUAGCAUGUCGAGUGAUUUGAUAUGCAGUCUCCAUGUGAAUAUAAGCGUGGAAUCACAUGAUCAGUAUGGUGCGACAACGCGUGAUGACAAGUCAUGGUUCAUUGUCAAUGCCGUGCUAGGACACGACAACAUGUCCCCACAAUUACGCUCACUUUCCCAGGAUAAAGACUUGUCAUACAGUCCCUAUGUAGGGGUCGCAAUACCAGAUAAGGACACUGAGGAUUUCAAAGGACACGUCUUCUGCUUUCUUCCUCUUCCAUUGGAGGAGCGAAGUCUGACAGGAUUCCCUGUUCACGUGAACGGAUUCUUUGCUUUGAGCCAGAAUAGACGCCAUGUGAAGUGGCCAUCAGCUGAUUUGAAGCAAUCGGCCAUCACUGCUGACAAAAUCUCUCCAGUGGAACCAGGCUCUAAUCAAGGAGGCCUUAUCCCAGGUCUACCUGAAUAUGGUACAGCAGCUGAUAACUAA
This is a messenger RNA of Pecten maximus, 1212 nucleotides long. Its product is annotated as sacsin-like. The record is from RefSeq and is a predicted model, not a curated record. The coding region runs from base 1 to 1212 and encodes 403 amino acids. NCBI's taxonomy places the organism in Eukaryota, Metazoa, Mollusca, Bivalvia, Pectinida, Pectinidae. The transcript has 3 exons. Gene Ontology annotation, molecular function: Hsp70 protein binding.